Molecule: messenger RNA, 2681 nt
Organism: Gadus chalcogrammus (walleye pollock)
Lineage: Eukaryota; Metazoa; Chordata; Actinopteri; Gadiformes; Gadidae
Gene: plpp5
Product: phospholipid phosphatase 5
Exons: 7
Coding region: 22-822 (266 amino acids)
Biological process (GO): phospholipid metabolic process
Molecular function (GO): phosphatidate phosphatase activity
Source: RefSeq, a predicted model, not a curated record
CGUCUUCCCAGAGAAUAAAACAUGAAGGGGAAACUAUUGCGAGGUGUCCUCUCUGAGGUUUCCAUCCGAACUCUGCUUUUGUUUGUGUUUCUCCUUACCGAGAAGCUACCUCCUUUUAUCCGUGAAAUUCAGCCUGAGGAGAUGUGGUUGUAUAAGUACCAUCGUGUGGGCAGAGACCAUGUACCCACAACUCUCAUGUUUAGUGUGGCGUGUUUCACUCCGAUGAUCGUGAUCCUCCUCUUCACCAUCCUGCAGAGGAAGGAGAAAGGGGACUUGAAGGAAGCCUUCCUUGCUGUGACUCUAACGCUGGUGUUGAAUGGAGUUUUUACAAAUGCCAUUAAGCUGGUGGUUGGCAGGCCGCGACCAGACUUCUUCUACCGCUGCUUCCCAGAUGGGCAGAUGAACCUGGAGAUGCAGUGCAGCGGUGACCCAGAUACCGUGAUCGAAGGCCGGAAGAGCUUCCCCAGCGGCCAUUCAUCCUUUGCCUUUGCAGGGUUGGGUUUCACGGCCUUGUACAUCGGGGGGAAACUGCGGUGCUUCAACAAAGGGGGCCAAGGCAGAGCGUGGCGACUGUGUGCCUUCCUCACCCCUUUACUGCUGGCCAGCCUGAUCGCUCUCUCCAGGACCUGUGACUUCAAGCACCACUGGCAGGAUGUGCUGGUGGGCUCUUUACUGGGCCUUUCAUUCGCCUGGCUGUGCUACAGGCAGCACUACCCGUCCCUCCAGGACCAGGACAGCCACAGGCCCCUGUGUCACAGGGAGACGUUGCCCGCCGCACAAGAGCGCAAGCUGGCAAACUCAAAUUACUUACUGCCCCUAUAACCUGGCCUGGACUGGACUUAAAUGGACAAUUUUCAAAGGAUUAGUUUAGGAUUACACCCACAUUUACAUUCACCUUGUGACUUGUGCAUCUAUUUAAACAAAUAUAUACUGUAUAUUAUUUGUUGCACCUGAUCAAUUAGUUGAGCUGAUCAGCUCAAACGAUUCUAGAAUUAGUUCAAUGCCAUUUUAGUUCUCGCUUUGGUCUUCUCAAAAGGCUGCCAACUCCACUAAACAGUGUAUUUAAAGCUAUUUCUAUGGAUGCAGGGUUGAAAUACAACUUUUAUGAUUGGAAUGGGGAGAAUGUUGAAUUUCACUAUCAAGUCAAUAUCUGAGGUUUUCAUUGGGGCAAUUCAUCUCCAAAACGAAUGAUGUUAGUUAAAGUUUAUUGCUAUGUCUUUUACCAACAAAUGGUAUUGUAUCAUUACACUUCUGUUUUUGAAAUACCCUACUUUUCUGUCUACAACGCACAUUUUGAAUGUUACCUUGAAAUUUACAACAUCUGAAUACGUUAUCAAAAGACAUGUACAAUGGUUUAUUUAGGACAUAGCUUGACCCCUAUAUCACUUGCUGUCGUUGUUUAAGGAACUUUUGUUAAAUGCUCUGUGGUGGAAUGUUCACACAAAGCGACUUUCAAAGUUGGUUAGACUGUAAUUUGGUUAAGCGAGGGCCAGAAAAUGAAUAGCAUACCUGUAUUAUCAAUCAUCUCAGUCAUUGGUCUUCUAUACUGUUCUACACCUGUAAUCUUGCCUCGCAGAUAUAUUGUAAUGAGGUGUAACUGUAAAUAGUACAUUUUGGUUUUUAGUUGGUUGGAGAGAACGUACUGACAUUGGAAAAUACCUUCUCACAAUCCUGUGUGGGGUAGCGCUUCCUAAAGCCCUACCAUUUCCAGGGAACUGGUGCUAGACCCAAAGCAAUUCUGCUGGGGGUUUCCAUUCACCAUACCAAUAUCAUUUGGCUGGCGGUGUUUGGAAAGUGUGAGCACCUCAGUCCAUAGCCAAACAGGGUUAAGGUUUUUAGUCUUCUUUGUAAUCUAUUUUUUGUCCAUUAGGCUGGUUUUGUAGAACUUAAAAUGACCAGUUGUAGCUAUUGGAGCAGAGGUUCUUAUGACAUCAUGUUUUAUUCAUGUGAAACAAUGUGAAACAAGCUUAAGUUAUGAUGGGUUGAAGCAUUUUGCUCUGGCCCAAUUUUUGGACCAAAACUAAUUUGUGCCUUUAUUUCCUACAUUAUUUUAUAGUUUUUUGUAAAAAGCUAACAUCGCACAAAGGAAAGCAUUGUUUGUCAAACAUAGAAAGUAGUAGCAAAAUUAUGAUUACAUGUAAUUGUUUUUCGUUUAUACUCAGACAAGCUCCAACAAAAAAUUGUGAAAUUUUUGACCGGUACUUGGUCUUUCUUUUUAUUAAAGAAAAGGUAUAAUAUACGACAAAAUAUGACGUUUUUCAUUACGAUAUGAUUGUUGGAGUUUACAGGGAAAUAGGUUUUCUUUAAUUUAUUUUGUGAAUCUUUCAUUGCUUUAUUUAUUUUUAGUAUGUGGGAAUUUACUUGAGAUUAAAUACAUGUUUAGGCUGUGUUUGCGGUUAUUAUAUUAAUUAUAAUGCUUGCACUUAACUCAUCUUAAUUACAAUUUUGCACGUCCAAUUACUAUUUAAUAAAAUGGUUUCUUCACUUUGGUUUGCCAAUGCGAUUUCUCCGUGAAAUAUCUUAAGAUAAAGACCUGGGACAGUCCCUUGCAAUCAUGUUGGAGAGCUGAAAAUAACUGUUUUUGGCAUGCUGAGCAUUUGUAGGCGAAAGCAUCUGCUUACCGGGUUUUUAUUUUAUUUGUAUGAAUCUUUCGGUGAAUGGUUUCUAAAUAAAGUGUGUCA